Rhododendron vialii is the source of this 842-nucleotide messenger RNA. RefSeq names its product actin-depolymerizing factor. Bases 98 to 529 code for a protein of 143 amino acids. Lineage: Eukaryota; Viridiplantae; Streptophyta; Magnoliopsida; Ericales; Ericaceae. The transcript has 4 exons. Gene Ontology annotation, cellular component: cytoplasm; actin cytoskeleton. The record is from RefSeq and is a predicted model, not a curated record. Gene Ontology annotation, molecular function: actin filament binding. Gene Ontology annotation, biological process: actin filament depolymerization.
AAUUCCCUUUUCUUUUUCUUCGGUUCGGUGGCUGUCUUUGAUUCUACUUUCCUCUCUCUCUCUCUCUCUCUCUCUCGUCUUCUGAUCAGCAUUAGCCAUGUCUUUCAGAGGGACAAAUGCAUCAUCUGGCAUGGGCGUCGCUGAUCACUGCAAGAGCACAUAUCUGGAACUGCAGAGGAAGAAGGUGCACCGUUAUGUGAUCUUUAAGAUUGAUGAGAAGAAAAAAGAGGUUGUGGUUGAGAAGACUGGAGGUCCAGCUGAGAGCUAUGAUGAUUUUACUGCAUCUUUACCUGAGAACGAUUGCCGAUACGCUGUGUAUGACUACGACUUUGUGACGUCUGAAAACUGCCAGAAGAGCAAAAUCUUUUUCUUUGCCUGGUCUCCUUCUGUGUCCCGGAUUCGUGCCAAGAUGUUGUAUGCCACAUCCAAGGAGCGAUUCAGACGGGAGUUCGAAGGCAUUCACUAUGAGAUUCAGGCCACUGACCCGACUGAAAUGGAUCUUGAAGUGCUGCAAGACCGUGCAAACUAGACCCUAUUCAGUUGUAUAGAGGGGUUUAGCGUUGCAAGAGAAACUUCUUUCUUUCGCAACUAACUCUUCAUGCAAAAGUAAUACAUAUGGCUUAAACAAAUAAAUGAUUUGCCAUCUGGGAUUGCUGAUUUUGGAGCCUCUUUCGGUGUUGGCUUAGUUUAACCCUAACGUUCUGGGUGCCCAGAGGUUCCUUAUCAUCAUGAUGCUUCCCAGAUGGAAAAUGGGCAUGCUUAUGGAUACUUGUGUUUGAAUGAAAACUAAUCAUAUGUGCUACUAUUACUUGGAAGAAUGAUGAGGCAUUCUGUGAUCCCUA